Apodemus sylvaticus (European woodmouse) is the source of this 7683-nucleotide messenger RNA. It is a transcript of the gene Pank3, whose product is annotated as pantothenate kinase 3. Gene Ontology annotation, cellular component: cytosol; nucleus. Gene Ontology annotation, biological process: coenzyme A biosynthetic process. NCBI's taxonomy places the organism in Eukaryota, Metazoa, Chordata, Mammalia, Rodentia, Muridae. Bases 413 to 1525 code for a protein of 370 amino acids. Gene Ontology annotation, molecular function: pantothenate kinase activity; ATP binding. The record is from RefSeq and is a predicted model, not a curated record. The transcript is spliced from 7 exons.
GCUGCGGAGAACUACAACUCCUAGCAGCCCCGCGGAGAGAGAGGCGAAGGGGCCUGAGUCACGUGGGUGCUGGGCCUGGGCGGGCUAUUUCUCAGUGCGGCGGUGGCGGCGGCGGCGGCGGCUCGGGGGACCGGGGCCUUUUGUCUGGAGCGGCUGCGGGGGGCCACGGAGCGGCGAGGCCCGCGGCCUUCCCCAGCUCGCUCGGUCCCGGCCGCCCCUUGCGGGGUUGCGGGGCCGCCCCGUGGGCCGCCUGUGGCCUCAGGCGCCGCCGCCCCGCCCUAGGCCCGCCCCGCCCGGCCUGAGGGGAGGAACCGGCCGGGCCUCGCCGCGCGGCCCAGCCAGCUAGGGAGUAUUCACCUCUCUUCGCUGAGCUCUGCACCCGAGGCUACCCCUCGCGCCUUAGGCCGACGCCAUGAAGAUCAAGGAUGCCAAAAAACCCUCUUUCCCUUGGUUUGGCAUGGACAUUGGAGGAACACUAGUAAAGCUCUCAUAUUUUGAACCUAUUGAUAUCACAGCAGAGGAAGAACAAGAGGAAGUUGAGAGCUUAAAAAGUAUUCGGAAAUAUUUGACCUCUAAUGUAGCAUAUGGAUCUACCGGCAUCCGGGAUGUACAUCUUGAACUGAAGGAUUUAACACUUUUUGGACGAAGAGGAAACUUGCACUUUAUCAGAUUUCCAACCCAGGACCUGCCUACUUUUAUCCAAAUGGGGAGAGAUAAAAAUUUCUCAACCUUACAAACGGUGCUGAGUGCUACAGGAGGUGGUGCUUACAAGUUUGAGAAAGAUUUUCGCACGAUUGGAAACCUCCACCUGCACAAACUGGAUGAACUUGACUGCCUUGUAAAGGGCUUGCUGUAUAUAGACUCUGUUAGUUUCAAUGGACAGGCAGAAUGCUAUUAUUUUGCUAAUGCCUCAGAACCUGAGCGAUGCCAAAAGAUGCCUUUUAACCUGGAUGAUCCUUACCCACUGCUGGUAGUGAAUAUUGGCUCAGGAGUCAGUAUUUUAGCAGUCCAUUCCAAAGACAACUAUAAAAGAGUGACUGGGACAAGCCUUGGAGGGGGCACCUUUCUUGGUUUAUGUAGCUUAUUGACUGGCUGUGAAAGUUUUGAAGAGGCUCUGGAAAUGGCAUCCAAAGGAGACAGCACCCAAGCUGAUAGGCUGGUCCGAGAUAUUUAUGGAGGAGAUUAUGAAAGAUUUGGUCUGCCGGGUUGGGCUGUGGCAUCUAGUUUUGGUAAUAUGAUUUAUAAGGAGAAACGAGAAAGUGUUAGUAAAGAGGAUCUGGCAAGAGCUACUUUAGUUACUAUCACCAAUAACAUUGGUUCCGUGGCACGAAUGUGUGCUGUCAAUGAGAAAAUAAAUCGGGUUGUCUUUGUCGGAAACUUUUUACGUGUCAAUACUCUCUCUAUGAAACUUCUGGCAUAUGCCUUGGAUUACUGGUCAAAGGGUCAGUUGAAAGCGUUGUUUCUAGAACAUGAGGGAUACUUUGGAGCUGUUGGUGCACUUCUUGGACUGCCAAAUUUCAGCUAAAACGUCAGAGAUCUUUACUAAGGAAUGUCAUCCAGCAGGAGCUGAUCCAGAAACUGCAUUCUUCAUUUGUCCCUGGGAACCAAAGGAUAAAGAGUAACUCUAUUUGUGUUCAUUCUAAAUGUCAGAACGGUAAGCUCGUGAGCUUUGCCGUAUGGAAAGACCUACAAUGGGAAAUAUCCCUCAAUGAUGUCCCCUUGUAUGUAUAGAUAGCCAGCGUUUCAUCUUAAAUGCAAUACAGCCUCUUGAUUGUUGAACUUUUCUCAAUGAUUUUCUAUUUAUUUGAUGCAGCCAACAUUGUAGUACUUUGUGCUCAGACACAAAUCUUAAAAUCUCAGAAAUGUUUGUUUAUGCAAAGUAAUUGAUUCUAAAUAUUUGUUUGAGUCUGUUUUAUGUAUGUUUGGUUACUAGUGAGCAGGAAGUAACACUCAUAAUUUAUUGUACUGGCAAUCAAAGAUCAUUUUUUGUGACUUAGAAAUGUUAAAGGGCAAUAUUAAGUAUUAACUGGUAGUUUUAUAACAUAUCCUCAGAAAAACAUGUCUAUAUGACCUCUGCCCAUAAGUAUGAUUUUCUCUCAGAUGAUGAGUUGAAAUACUGUGUUUAAACAUGAACCUGAAUUUUCUAUUGAAUCCCUGAGGUUUUUGCACAUUUGGCGCUACACUUUCUUUAUCUCGUGCACUAAUCAGUAUAUGUGUUUACUGUUUUUAAAAUUGAGGGCAUAAUCACAUACUUUGGAGUCUAUCUAGUUAAGUCCUUGGACUGUUCAAAUGGAAUAUGGGUAGAGUGAGUGGCAUUCUGCUUUCUCUACCAUGUGUAUCUCAGGCCCAAAUGUGCUUUUCUUAUCAUUAGAUCUGAACUAUGGACACUGAUUUAUAUCCUGCUGUAAACAGUAGCAAUGGGCAGAAUCAGAUGCUGUCUAAAAGAAUGUUUUGAAAUUACAUGACUCUGGAACAGUGUUGCUAAAUUACAAAUAGAUCAAUGUUUAUGGGUUUUGGUCAUAAAAGCAUUGCAGAUCCAGAAUUUGUCUUUCUGCUUGAAAUUUAUUCUUGGGUUGGAAUUCCUGUUUUUUUAUAAUGUUAAAAUCUCUCAGAGUAACAUUUUGGAUGCCAUUAGUUCCAUAAAGUUGAGUCUGUAAGGGAAAUAGACCUAUAUUAAUUUCUGAUAUUUCUGGAAGUAAUCUUAAAGAGGUUAGAGAUUGUUUACAUUUCAAAGAAUAUUUCAGUGUAGUUUCUGAGACCCCAGUAUUCAGAGUUUACAACAGACUGUCAAGAGGUGCUUGAUAAUGACAGGUCUCUGGAGCCAAGUGUGGUGUCUUAUGGUUUUAAUCUCUGCACUUGGCAGGCAGAGGCAGGCGAAUCUCUUGAGUUCGAGGCCAGCCUGGUCUACAGAGUGAGUUCCAGGACAGCCAGGGCUACAUAGGGAAACCCUCUUUCCAGGGUAAAUAAAGGGCCAGUCUCUGUGUAGUUUAUGUGCAAGUGUUUAAAUUUCAAUUUUCUUUACCUAAAAAUACAAACAUACAAAUAGUAUUUGGGGAGGGAAGCAUAUGAAUAAAGUGUUUGCCCAGUAAACAUUUAAGUCUACAAUGAUGUCAGUGUUUGCAUCUCAGUAGCCACUUAUUCCAGUUGUGAUACUACUGCUUUCUUUGUUUUAAAUGGUUUUUUUUUUUUUUUUUUUUUUUUUUUUUUUUUUUACUUGAGUGUGCAGAUAAGAAAACAAUUGAAUGAUAGAAACUGUAGAUUAUCUACUGUGGAAAUUCUAUACAUUAGCAACUAUAGGCUUAGGGCUAUCUUUAAAAGAUUGACAGUUCUUAUGUUAAUUUGACCACUCUGCUUUGGUUUAUAUAGAACUAACAUUUUGCCAUUUGGAACUGAAAUUAACUACUAAGGUCCACAUAAAGUGAACCAAUUAGUUCAUACAUUUACCUUUUUUUUUUGUUUGUUUGUUUGUUUUUUGUUUUUUGGGGGUUUUUUGGAUUUGUUUUUUUCGAGACAGGGUUUCUCUGUAUAGCCCUGGCUGUCCUGGAACUCACUCUGUAGACCAGGCUGUCCUCAAACUCAGAAAUCUGCCUGUCUCUGACUCCCAGAGUGCUGGGAUUGAUUACAGGUGUGUGCCACCACCGCCCGGCUUUUUUCUUUUUUUCUUUUUUUUUACAUUUACCUUUUUUUAAGUGUAAUCUGUAAUUACCGAAUUAAUAAUACAGAAUCAUAAUUGAUAAAGGCUACCAAGAUUCUAAUCUAACCUUUAUUGCUCUUGAGAAAUUAAUUCCCUGUAUACAUGCUGUCAUGGAGGUUUGCUUCUGGUAUCAAUCAACCUAAUUAAAGGUCUGUGUUCUUAAAACAGUGCCAUUUAAUAGAUAAAGUGUAAACUAUAUAUAAUUUUAUAAUUUUUCUAGUAAAUGCAUUAAAGCUAACAAGAAAUAAGUAAAGGUCAUUUUAGUACCUUUUUUUUUUUUAACCAGUAUAUCUAAUAUGUUAUUUCAGUGUGAAAUUGGCACAAAAAAUUGGGAGAUGUGUUUUGUCCUCUUGUUUAUUUUGUUUUCAUUAUUUAGUCUUCAGUUGAUAUAUAUUUUAUAUUUAAUGACACAUUUCAAUUUUGGACUGCCCACCCUAGUGCCCACCGUGUUAGUGUUUUUCUAAAGCUACUUUGUUUUGGUUUUGUUUAAGACAGCCUCAACUAUAUAUCGCUGGAUGGCUGAGAACUGGCUAUGUAGACCAGGCAAGCUCUAAACUCAAAUCUACCUGCCUCUGCCUCUGCAUGCCAAGAUUAAAGGUGUGCUGGGAGUACUUUCAAGAGAGCACUAUUAUGUCCUUGAAAACUUUGAAUAUGGGCUUUUAAAAGAAUGAGAAGGGGGGAAAUGAUAACUUCUUUUUUAAAAUAAAGACAAGACCAUUUAUUUGGGCCAGUUUAUUUUACACACAUAAGCUGUCACUAUUUCAAAAAUACUGUAUAUUCUCAUCAUGUCAUCUCUUGUGUAUGGGAUUUUUCUAAUAACUGAUACUGAUAAAACUACCUGUGACACAUCCUAGUAGUUAGCAAUUACCAAACUAAUAUAUUUCCUUCAUGGAAGCAAAAUUAAUUCCAGGGACUUAGUUUCUAAAGUUUCUGAGUUUUGUGCAGUCAAUUUUGAAAGAUUACCAAGAGACACUUUUUAUCUCAUUGUUAUUUUUUAUACAUACAAAGAGUCUUUAUAAAAAUUCUGAUAACUUUCAAAUGCUACGAGCAUUGUCAGCCAUGGUUUUGGUGGUAAAACACGCACACAAAUCUAAAACACCACCUCUCCCCCAAAAGGUUGCCUUUUAACUAAACCUCUCCAGGCAUCUGUAUAUACACAGGCCAUAGCAUAGCAGUUCCUUCCUCGGCUACUCUGAGUAGGUCGGGGAGUAGUGGAUUUCUCUUUAGGUUAAAGUCAUUGCCAAGGCUAGGCCAAUAAUAUGCAUGAUAAUCGAAAGCCUGCCCCCUCAAGGUUAUUUGCAAAUACUGGACUCUCGGAAGCUCUAAAUGGAUGUGCCCUUGAGUGCAAGGAUUGCCUCCUGUUAGGUGCCCAUUCCUAAAGAUAAUGCUGUUCUGUGGGUUACAUUCUUGAGGGAGGAAAGUUCAUCUGGCUACAGUUUCUAAAUAUCCUUUAUAAAACUACUUUGUUAGAAACAAAGUACUUUCUUAUUUAGUUUAUAAUAUCUUUUGUUGAGCACUUUAUCUUUGUUAAUGUUUGGCAUUUUCGAAUAUAAUUCAGAAAUUCUAGGUUAUACAAAAAACGGAUAAAGCAUAAUGAAAAUGAGUGUACAUUACUUUGCAUUCAACUUCAGUUUUGUAGUGUGUAGACAAAACAAUAGAACUACUUUUGUAAAAAUACUAAUAUUUAAGGUGAUUGCCUCUGUUGUCUUCCCACCUAGGCUCCUAUGUCACUGAGUGCACUUCAUUCAGCAAUACCGCCUGCUAGCUUCAUCUGUGUCACCAGAUUUGUGUCUUGUUUGGUUUUUGCUUUUUUGAGACAGGGUCUCUGUGUGUAGUCCUGGCUGUCCUGGAACUUUUGUUAUGUAGACCAGGUGGCCUCAAACUUAAAGAUCCCCUUGUCUCUACUUCCCAAGUGCUGGCAAUAAAAGCAUGUGCCAUCACAUCCAGCCUGCAUCACAAAAUUUUUGUUUUACAAUCGGUAACAGGGAUUGUCUCAGUGUCAAUAAUAUACUGAUGUAAUCCUUUUUUCCUUUGAAGUAUUAAGAUAGCCAGUUCAAUACAGCAACGUAAAGAGUGUCCCAAGUUUUUGCUGUCUUUUAUUCUACUUGCAAAAUUAAAACACUCCCCACUGUGCUGUCUUAAGUAUUCAGUACAUGAGGGAUUCUGCUUUGAUACAAUGUUUUACAGUGUUCUGGUCAUUGGCCUAGCUUCUUCAAGUGUUCUCUUUAUUUGUUAACCAGGAAUUCGGUGGCCACCGUGGGAAAUGACACUGUUGCUAGGAGCCUGAGCAUGACAAUUGCUCCAUUCCUGGCAGUGCUUACGGAUGACUUACACAUUUCAGAUGCUAUCAUGUUCAAGAGUUGAUUGUCAGUGCUUUAUAGUAUUUUAAUAAUUCCUGUCUUUCAUUAGUGUAUGUUUACUAUGAAAGACAUGAAUUAUUACUUUAAAAUUAAAAUUUACUUUUGAAAGUACUUACAAAACCAGAAAAAAAAGCUAUUGUCAUUACUUCCUGUGAUAGCUAUUGGAAAAUACAUGUGUACAUUCAUCUGUAAUGUCUUGGAUUUUAACUUUUAACCUCAAAAUUAUAUAGGGAUUGUUAUUAUUCUUCAUUUGUACAAGAUAAAAAUACCGCUCAAAAUUCAGAAAUGUCGAAGUAUUAGCUAUAUUUGGAAUUUGAGUAGCCCCUCUCUUUGACCUGUUUUUAUUUCUAAUCAUUGUGUGAGGUCACAGGUGGGGGAACACAAAGCUCUUCUGAGAUUAUUGUAUUUGUCUGACACACAGUUCCAGGAACAUUUACAGAAUAAAAAUGGAAUCACCUGCACGUAGGUUGGACUGGAUUACAGUCCUACCUAAUAAGGCAGUAAAAGACCUUAAGAUCUCUUUUCUGACCUGUGGGAGUAGACCUGUGUCUGACCCAAUGUCAUCCUAAAAGUCAGUGUGGGCUGAUGCUGGAAUCCUGAUGCUUGGCGAUCUGAUCUUAAUUCACAAACUAGUUUGUCUUCUAAACAAAGUUUUUGGCUUUAGAUUCUUUUUACUGCAGCUGCUGUUAAUUUUAUGUUUAAAAGACCUGGUAAAGAAUGUAACUUCCACAGAAAGCAUUUUCAUUUUUACAUAACCUUAAAGUACCAUAAGUGAUGUAAAAUAGUUUGAGAUCACAAUUGUUUUGGUUUUGUGCUUCAAAACUGAGUGUCAUUGUGACUGGGGGUCAUCAGGAUGUCACAGAGAGUCACUCCGUACUUAAUUAACCCUGCUACUAAGCCAUUUGGAAAUUGGCCAGUUUUUUCUGAAUGAACCUUUAGAGUUUACAGCAUUUAGAAGGAAAAAUAAUUUUAUAAAAUCUAAGGCUCAUGCUGUAGUGUCCUAUUCCUGCCUGUAAUCCCUGGACCCUGCAGAGAGUGAGGUUCGAAUACUUUGUCACUGUUACUCACUGUGUUGGAGUUAAGGGACCUCCUGGCAUUUAACUGGAGUGAUGGGCAUUCCUGUUCCUUCUGAUGAAAUCAUUCCUCGGUGGUUUCUGUCCCAGCUUCCUUUACUCACACAUUCACGUCAGCGCAGGCUGCCUUACUCUGCUGGCUGCAUCAUUCCUGUCAGGGUCAAGCUUUGUUUAUGUUUAGAGUCUUCUAAUAUUAAAUCUUAUGUAAAAAUGUAUGAUGUACUACAAACUUUAUGCAUAACAAGACUAAGUUAUAGCCUAUUGUAACCUAUAAAGCACUUCUUGUAAAUGAUCUAAUUUAUUUUUCCAUUUAUGUACAGUUUCUUAAUGUAAAUUUGAAAAAUAUUGGUUGUGCCCUGCUCUGUAAACAUUCCCUUAAUGCUUAUUUGCAUGAAAAAAUUUGGGGUUCUACUUGUUUGUACUAUGUAGCCGUAAGCUGGGUUUGGGUGUCUACCUUUUCUGUAGUUUCUAACUUUUUUAAUUUGUUAAUAUUCUAAAUAAGCGUUAGAAUCAUGCUUUUAUACCCCACUUUCCAAAUAAAUCCUCCUCUUUACUA